This is a messenger RNA of Mytilus trossulus (common blue mussel), 4367 nucleotides long. Its product is annotated as solute carrier family 23 member 2-like. Gene Ontology annotation, cellular component: membrane. The record is from RefSeq and is a predicted model, not a curated record. The transcript is spliced from 12 exons. Gene Ontology annotation, biological process: transmembrane transport. Bases 330 to 2186 code for a protein of 618 amino acids. Gene Ontology annotation, molecular function: transmembrane transporter activity. Lineage: Eukaryota; Metazoa; Mollusca; Bivalvia; Mytilida; Mytilidae.
CGUGGAAACUACAUACACGUGAUUUAUACGCGGAUAUGUUUUUCUUGUGUAUUUUUUGUUGUUCACCGACUAAUCGAGCUACUUUUCAUUUAUUGACAAUUCAUGUGAAAUUAUAGUGUUAACGACAAUGAAUAAAAAUAAAUAACUAAUAAUAGAAAAUCAAUACGAACUACUGGGCAUUUUAGUAACAUUUAACCUUUUAUUCUGAGAAACGCGAUGUGAUGGUUGUGUAACUUCCGAUCGCAUUGUGUUCACACUGUCUUCCGGUGAACUAUUAAAAUUAUUAUUGGUCUGGAAUAAUAUCCGUCAAGGACGACAUAGAGAGAAAAAUGUUCCCCGAAGACGAUAUGUCUGAUAAUUCAGCCACCAUGACAUUAAUGGAUGAGAAGGAUCAGAAUGGUUUUACCCCUCACCCAGAACCUGAGGGUGAUAUUACAGUAGAGGACGAAGUUCACGUCACUGAUGAUGCCCUAAUCUAUGGUGUUACUGACAACCCUCCAAUACAUCUCACUAUACUAUUUGCCUUCCAGCAAGCACUCCUCUCUCUUGCAAAUCAGUUAGCAUUGUCUAUAAUGGUAGCCGAAGCUGUUUGUGGAGAAACAAAUGGCAUGUUUAAAACGAGGCUGCUCAGUACCACUCUUUUUAUGGAUGGUAUUACCACACUGAUGAUGAUUUUGUUUGGAGUGAGGUUACCAUUGUUCCAAGGUGCAGCUUUUGAGUACACAGUACCGUUACUUGCGCUUCAGACACUUGAUCCUGAACGAUGCGACCCACAAAUUAUAACGGAGAGCUCUUUUUACAAUUCAACAUUAAACAUAUCAAUAUUAGUUAAUAGAACAACAAGUGCAGAUGAUAUUUUAUAUGGACAAGUUCAAAAGUUAGAAGGCAGCUUAAUGUUAGCAGGUUUCUUACAUUUCCUGAUCGGAGCAACAGGAUUGGUUGGAGUAUUAUUGAGAUUCAUAGGACCCGUUACCAUUGUGCCCACUAUAUUAUUGAUAGGACUGUACAUGACAAGGACGGCUGUCAAAUUCAUAUCAUAUCAUUGGGGUAUAGGUCUUAUGACUGCAGCAAUUUCUAUUAUUUUAUCUUUGUACCUGGGAAAAUAUCUUCUGCCAAUUCCAGUGUGGACAAGAAAACGUGGAUGUCAUACUAUAAGAUAUCCAUUACAUCAAGUAUUUUCUAUAUUAAUAGCUAUUAUGGUGGGUUGGGGAGUAAGUGGUAUAUGUACAGCUGCUGGAGUUUUAUCCCACGAAAAAGCCAGAACUGAUGUUGGAAUAGAUAUUGUAAACAAUGCCAGCUGGUUCUAUGUACCGCAUCCAACUCAGUUUGGUCCACCUAGUUUUGAUGUCAGCAUUUUUGUUGGAUUUUUUAUUGCUACAAUUAUCUCUGUGUUAGACUCUAUAGGGGAUUACUAUGCCUGUGCUAAAACCUGUCACGUGCCUCCACCACCAUCACAUGCGGUCAAUAGAGGUAUUGCAAUUGAAGGGUUGUGUACAACUCUUUCUGGUAUAAUGGGGGCAGGGCAUGCAACAUCGACAUAUGGUGGAAAUAUUGGUGCUAUCGGUAUAACAAAGGUUGGCAGUCGACUAGUAUUUUUAGUGUUAGCUAUAAUCUAUAUAGCCUUUGGACUGAUAGGAAAGUUUUCUGCCGUUUUUAUAACUAUACCUCAUCCAGUACUUGGUGGUGCUCUAAUUACCAUGUUUGGUAUGUUCAUUGGAGUUGUCCUGUCUAACCUGCGGUAUGUGUGUCUAUCAUCCACAAGGAACAUAGCAAUUAUUGGUACAUCCAUCCUCAUUGGUCUCAUGGUUCCUUAUUGGGCGGAACUUCAAGGAAAAGAUCUCGUUUUAACAGGAAAUUUCCGCGUAGAUAAUAUUUUAAAGACUCUUUUGGGCAAUGCAAAUCUCUCUGGUGCUUUACUAGCCUGUUUCCUUGACAACACCAUUCCAGGCACUUUAGAUGAACGAGGCAUCACCUCAUGGCAGAACAUUCCAUCAAAAACACCAGAGUCAGAAAAUCUUGUGACAGACGAUUUUAAGGAAGGGAUAGAGGUAUAUGAACCACUUUUCCCACAGAAAUGGAGAAACAGCAAAAUUUUAAAAUACAUUCCAUUUUUACCAGAUCCUAAGACGAAGCCAGUUCUGGAAACUGUUUCAAGCGUUAAUUACGAGGAAAACACCCGAGUGUGAUGUACUAUUUAUCAUUGUUGAGACUCUAGAUAUAAUGAUAGUGUUGUGAAUGUUGAGGAUGUGUGGAUGUAUGAGUGCUUUUCAUGGAGUAUGUUAGUACUAUUUAAUAUUUGUUUGUGUCUUUUUUAACGUAUAUCAAUGCAUUUUAGAUUACAAUAUGUUUGACGAAAUUUAGUUAAAGUAGUCAUAAGCAGUUCAAGUUUUUUUCAGAAAAGCUGUUAUUUAUAAUAAUGGUCAUAAUAAGUGUUAUUGAGGGAGGAGAAAUUGUUUGGUCGAUUUCUGCAAAACAAUGGAUAUUUUACGAACAUUCUCUACGCACCUCUACCCUUGGAACCCCAACAAGAAUCCUACUAAAAUAUACUCCAAAUAGAAGCUGGUAUGGCUAAACUUUAAGUGCUUUUAAUUAAUAUCACCUUUUUAACAUUGUAUUAGGCGCUGUAAUUUCUUAUAUGUUUUCCUCAAGCAAAAUUAAAUAAAAAACAUUAAAUCUAGAAAAGCACUUUUAUUUGAGUUAUAUUGGUAUCUUUUACAACUAUCUCGUAUGAAGUUUUGAUGCGUCAAACACCAGAUAACCCCGGCGUUAGUAGUAUUUACAUGUCCAGGUACAGUCGUACAGGAGCAGGAAACAUUAAUUCAUACCAACAAGGCGUUGAAAAUAGUGUUUCAUAGAUCAUGAGAUGUUUUUUUUUCAAAAUUUGUCUCUUAUUUAUGUGCUGCAUAUAAUUUUUGUUCAUUGGAAUCAUUUGAAAUUUCCCUAACAAAAGUUUAUAAUAAUGAUCUAUAACUUUAAAACCUUAGAUUAAAGGUAAAAUAACGUGGAAAAACUGUUGUUAGAAAUAACAGUUAUUAUGUACUUUUGUUUUCAACAGUUUAAUUUUAGAAAUGUUUGUCAUGUUUUCUUACUGUAAUAACUAUUUUAGUCCAACCAUGUAUUCAAGAUAAAUAGCAGUGCAGUGUUAAAUCGGUGAUUUUUCAGUUGAAAGGACAUUUAAAUAACAAAUGACACUCGACGAGUUAUUAUCAAUUUUCAUUUAAACUUUAAACUGAUAUAAACCACUUUGUCUGGCUAAGUUAUAUCUAUUGUAGUCUUUUGAAUGGUAUUUAUUUCAUGUAUUAUGUCAGCAAUUCAAAAUUGUAACCAGGAUUCCUAAAUUUGUAUAAACAAACUUCAGGCACAGUAACAAUUAAGUGUAGUAUUAGGUAAGGAUUGUAUGCUUGGAUUUCUUUUAAACAGCUGUACUCAUGUGUAUAUUGAUAUGUACCGUACUCAUGUGUCUUAUGAGUUUCUGUUGACAGAUACACUCAACUAUUUUUCAAAAUACUAAGGAUUUUCUACACAAGGAAUAGAUUGUCUUGUGUAUAUUUUUUGCAAAAUUUUUACGACUUUUAGGUCCUUAAUCCUAUCCAACUUAAUAUUUUAUUUGUCCUUUUACUCGUUGAUUCGCGCGUCAUUAUUGGGUCUUUUGUAGAUCAAACCCACGACAGGUGUAUGCAAUAUAUACCCUGGUAUCUUUGAUGAAAUCAUUUUUAAAAGUAUUAAGCUUAGUGUCUGUCUCAUUUACUCUUAUGUUUCACCUGGUGGAUGCUCUAACAACGGAGUCUGGUUUACCCAGGGUUUCCGUGUGAUUAACAGGUGUCGCAUUUCGUACAGGAUAUAACAUUAUUCAAAAUAUGUGGGACCAUGAAAGUAUUAUAUUGACGAUAAUGCUUCAAUAUUUGGGCAUAAUUAGAAGCAAAUAUCAUCCAAAACAGUUUGUUAUUCUACAAUUCAAAAACAUUGAUAAGUUAAAUAUGUAUAGUUAUGAUAUGUGAGAUAUUUAUAAACAUAGACAAACAUUAUUAUUAUAAAACAUUGAUCGUUUACAAAUCUACAUUCAUUUUAUACAAUAUUUAUGCAGUAACAAAAAUGCAUGUGCCCAAUGAUUGUUUUGGAGUAUAGACAUAUACUGAACUUCUUUUAUCCAACAGCAAAACACAUGCUAAAAUAAUGGGUCAUUUCAGCUGAUGGUUAUGGUUCAUUCAUCCCUGUCCACUCAUCUUUCAACAAUUAAACAGAUUCAUUUUUAAUUUGAUCUAGUCCUGAAUGUGCGUGCAUACACUAUUUGCCUCUUGAUAUUAUAAAACAAACAACUACAUAUGUUUAAUGGUAGAUAUUGGAUUGUUCCUGUUGAAUUAUUCACA